AGUCCCCUUCUUCUAGAUCUCGAUAUUGAUUUCUGUGACACUCUGUUCUCGCGGCGCAUUUCAGAUUUUCUUUCAAGACUCUUGUUCCAGAGCAUCGUUUUAGUAGAAAACAACCGCAUUCCCGAAGGGAAUUCAUCUAGGAUGUUCUAAAGUUUUCAGUUUGAACUUACUGAAGUAGCGGGAGGCGCAAGACGAGGAGGAAGUCGAUAACCUUAGCUGAUUCAUUAUAAUGCUACUUCUUUCUAAAGUGGGUAGUGGCGAAAUUGGUGGUUUGAUGACGCUUUGGUUCAUAAUCACACUGAAGCUACCCUGGUGCUUGUUAGCAUCUUCUUGGUAGCUGUGCGGAUCUCUGAGCGAGAUCAGACAAGUGAGGGGGAAGACUUACGUUUCUGGAGGAACGUCGACAAUAACUAAAAUCUCUCUUGCGUGUGAAAUGUGAUCUGGGCCUGUGUAACCGCGAGAGUAAAUACAGUGAGGGAGCUGGCGUCUUUAAAAUACUUACCUUAAUGUUUUUAUUUUUUUUGGUCUUUGACUUAUGGGUGGGUUUGUUUUCCCCCGGCGGUAUUAAAUGAGGGCGGUAGAGUGUGAAGACUGAAGAGUUUGGUUGGUAUCUUGCUCAUGCGGUUUCGUUUUUGACUGGGUCAACCGACGGUUGGCAAAAGAAGCUCUUCUUUGGGAGAAGGCGUAAUCAACCCGAAACCUGCUGGGGAUUAACAAUCUAGAGAAGUGCUGAGUUCGUUCUGUUGAGAUUUGAGCUUUGCGGCUUGGACAGGGAUGGGCUGCGGGUGCUCGAAAUUCUGUUUUUGUCCGUGCCAUUCUGAAGGAGCCGUUCUUGAAAUUUCCGAUGUCGAGAAUGGGGAUAAGAGUGAGGCGGAUCACUUGCCAGCUUUCACUGAGUAUUCUCUUCAUCAGCUAAGGUUUGCCACCUCGGGCUUUGCUGUGGAGAACAUUGUUUCCGAGCAUGGAGAGAAGGCUCCAAACGUCGUGUAUAAAGGAAAGCUCGACAAUCAAAGAAUUGCUGUCAAACGCUUCAACAGAUCGGCGUGGCCGGAUGGAAGGCAGUUCAUGGAAGAAGCAAGGGCUGUUGGUCAGCUCCGUAAUGUUAGGCUCGCAAACCUUAUUGGUUGUUGUGCUGAAGGUGAUGAGCGUUUGCUUGUUGCUGAAUAUAUGCCGAAUGAUACUCUAGCAAAGCACCUUUUCCAUUGGGAGACCCAGCCUAUGAAAUGGGCAAUGCGGUUAAGGGUUGCAUUGUAUCUGGCACAGGCUUUAGAGUAUUGUAGCAGCAAAGGGCGAGCACUGUAUCAUGACCUGAAUGCAUACAGGGUCUUGUUUGAUGAGGACGCAAGUCCGAGGUUAUCAUGCUUUGGGCUGAUGAAAAAUAGUAGAGAUGGAAAAAGUUACAGUACUAACUUGGCUUUUACACCUCCAGAAUAUUUGAGAACAGGCAGAGUGACUCCUGAAAGUGUAAUAUAUAGUUUCGGCACACUUUUGCUUGACCUCCUCAGUGGGAAGCAUAUCCCUCCUAGUCACGCCCUUGAUUUGAUCCGAGGCAGGAACUUUUUAAUGCUGACAGAUUCCUGCUUGGAAGGUCAAUUUUCUAAUGAUGAUGGAACCGAGUUGGUGCGACUAGCAUCUCGUUGUCUACAAUAUGAACCCCGUGAACGGCCCAAUGCAAGGUCUUUGGUUGUUGCUCUAUCUUCUCUUCAACGAGAAACUGAGGUACCUUCUUACGUGUUGAUGGACAUACCACAUGAGACAGAAGUGACUUUGGAACAGAUACCUCUGUCUCCUCUAGGCGAAGCUUGUUCAAGAAUGGAUUUAACUGCAAUACAUGAGAUUCUUGAGAAGGUUGGAUAUAAGGAUGAUGAAGGAACAUCAAAUGAGCUAUCCUUUCAGAUGUGGACAAACCAAAUGCAGGAGACUCUGAACUCGAAAAAGCAAGGGGAUGCUGCUUUUCGGCACAAAGAUUUUGCAACUGCAAUCGAUUGCUAUUCACAGUUUAUUGAAGUUGGAACAAUGGUAUCACCGACAGUCUUUGCACGCCGGUGCUUGUCCUAUCUCAUGAGCGAUAUGCCUCAGGAAGCUCUUGAGGACUCAAGGCAAGCUUUGGGUAUUUGCCCUGCGUGGCCUACUGCGUUUUACUUGCAAGCAGCAGCUUACUUGAGCCUUGAAAUGGAGAAUGAUGCACGUGAAGCACUCAAAGAUGGUGCUUCUUUAGAAGCCAAAAAGCGCAAGACUUCCAGCUGAUAUUAGUACCAGCGCCGAAGGUAAAGUGGUAAAGUUUUGGCCUCUUACCACAGUCUUCCAUGCAAAUGCAUCUUCAGUGCAUUGUUAACGUGUUGAAGCUGGGAUUCAAAUCGAUAAGUUCAGUUAUUAAUGGGAAAUUUUCUUUCUACUUAGGGCCUAUUUUCAUCCUUUUGGGGUUCGCAACUAGAGCAUCUUUCAUGUCUCAUGCUCGUGAUUAUAGAUUACGCCUAACAGGAGGUUUUGUGAGAUCCCCUAUGGUGUUGGUUUUCCUUUUGCUUAACCAACACGUGCAGUAUUUGCUGGAAAACUCUUCAUUACUUGCCAGAUUUUUCUCGGAUGUUUGUCAAGGAGAAAUUGUAAGUUUGUGUACAGAAACUCGAUUUUUCUUCUUGUGUGGAUAGCAAGAUUGUGUUCUCUCUAUUCUGUUUUCUUGAAAACGAAAGGGCUACAUAUAUAUAUUUAUUCUGAAGCAGAUAGAGAGGGCUCGUGUAUCCAUGUUGGCGGUGGAAGUGUUUUACUGACCUUGGAAAUAAAAGGAUGUUGCUGUA
This is a messenger RNA of Nymphaea colorata (pocket water lily), 2795 nucleotides long. Its product is annotated as probable serine/threonine-protein kinase BSK3. The record is from RefSeq and is a predicted model, not a curated record. Bases 775 to 2247 code for a protein of 490 amino acids. NCBI's taxonomy places the organism in Eukaryota, Viridiplantae, Streptophyta, Magnoliopsida, Nymphaeales, Nymphaeaceae. The transcript is spliced from 11 exons. Gene Ontology annotation, molecular function: protein binding; protein kinase activity; ATP binding. Gene Ontology annotation, biological process: protein phosphorylation; brassinosteroid mediated signaling pathway.